UAAAGGUCUGGAUGGACUAUUUCUACUUUGAUCUCAUUUCUUGUAUUUCUUUUGUUCUCUGGGAAUAUGGUUUAUACUGCUACUGGUGUCUGGAGCUCUACCCCUCUGCCUGUCAGACACUCAGAAGUCCAUCCAGCUCAACCCUGAUUGGCCAAAGGGAUACUUCCUCAAGGGGAGUGCACUGAAGGGGUUGAAGGAAUGGACCAGGGUUUUAGGCUGCGUGUUGCUACUGAUGUCCACCUGACAGCACAGUAGAGAUCACAAUGGGGGUGGAGCUGGAGAGCACCAGGCUGGUGAUCAGGUACCCAGACAGCUAAAUGCAGAGAACACCUCCCUCUCCUCAGAGGACCAACCCCAUAGGCCUCAACACCUCCCCAGCCUCCCAGUAUGCCUCCACAGGGACCAGGAGGAUGGCCCCCAUCAAUGGUGAUGAGUGUUUCUUCUGGAGGACACCCGGCUUUUUCUAUGGUGACAAGUAUAGCUUCAAACACAAGCCUGACCAGAGAGGGAGAGACAGGAAACCAUGGCAACCCUGAACACCACGUACCGUCAGGAUACAGAUUAAGGAAGAAGAGGAGGAAUAAUGAAUAUGAUGAUUGAGGAAGGGGAGGAGGGACCUGAAAAGGGAACAGGGAACUUGGCUAGAAUGGGGCUGUUGGGAGGGUGUCACCGCUUUUGUAGUCCUCUGACACACAGCACAGACCGCACACUGGGCACACAGUAGGAGUAAGUGUCAAAGUGAAGAGGAGUGUUCCUCUGAUUUCCUUCCCCCCUCGGCCUGAGCUGUGAAACAUGUUUGGUUAUUGAUGUUAGAUGAUGGAGAUGAAGUCAUCAUUAGAAUCUUGAGGGGGUUGUUGCCCAGGCCAACGCCUUUACAACAACCAUGUUGUAGACACUAAAGGUGGUCAGGGCAGGGUCUUUGAUGCUGCUGAUGAGGAGUGUACAUUAAAUGGGUUAGUAGAAUAGAAUGAAUAGAAGGACAUCAUGGAACUGACCAAAUGGAACUUUGACCUGUUCCAUGUAGAACUCAGAGGGACAAGACAACACAUUCUAAGAUAUUAUAAACAUUCCAUAUAGAAUAGUCAACAUAUUGUUAACAUGGUUCUGUAUUUAAAUAAAAGUGGAAAAUGGGGGACAUUUUGUCCAUUAUAGAAAUGUAAGACCCAUUUUAAUACAGUAACUUCCCUUUUCUGAUGUGCUGGUCUGGUCUUGCAUGUUAAUGUCUUAAAGAGGAAGGAGAGGACAGUUGUGUCAUCUACUUUAAAUAUGUAUCAACCACAGAACUGACACUUACUAGCAGUUCCCACUCACUACCAGUAAGUUGACUCACUGUACAAGACCUCUCCCCUUCACUUCACCCUACUGCAGGUUGAGAGAUGCAACAAUGUCCUUGAGAACAGCAGGAAGUGUGUUGGUGGUCUUUCUCUGGUCUGUAGCAGUGGUACUGAGUCAGAAUGUCUGGAGUGUGACAUACACCACUCGGAGUAUCUGUACCUUGAAGGGGUCAACAGUGGAGAUGUCCUGCUCUUACACAUAUCCCAGUUGGCAUAAAGUCACAACAACCUUCUGGUUCAUCAAAAAGUUUGAUGUGGAGAUUUAUGUAAAUCUGAGAAAUGACUCAGACUACAAUGGUCGUGUGACGUACCAUAAUGAUAAGACGAAUGGCCACACCCUGAGAAUCACAGACCUGAGAGAGAGUGACUCAGCUACGUACAAAUUCAGAUUCAUAACAGAUCAGACUGGAGGGAAAUAUUCUGGCUAUCCUGGAGUCACUCUGUCUGUUACAGACCUGCAGGUGAAGGUGACCACUACAUUGUUGUCAACGACACUGACCUGUAGCACCACCUGUACUCUGACUGGUAACCCCACCUACAUUUGGUACAGGAACAGUAAGAUUGUACAAGAGGCCUCCUCUCCCUCAUACUCAUUCUACUUUCAAACUGAAGACAGCUUCUACUGUGCUGUAAAAGGCAUCAAAUCUCCUGCAGUGUCUGUUGAGGGUCACAGUUAUUUCCACGUGACUUACACCUAUCAGAGGAUCUGUACCUUGAAUGGGUCAUCAGUGGACAUAUCCUGUUCUUAUACUUAUCCCAGUGGUCAUACAGUCUCUGAAACAAUCUGGUAUACAAAAGGAAAACUUAAUGAGGCGCCUCAAAUCCUGAGCCCGGGGUAUGGAGGUCGUGUGGAGUACCUUGGAAAUAUGCAGAGUGACUCCAUCCUGAGAAUCACAGACCUGAGAGAGGAGGACUCAGCUGAGUAUAAGAUUAGAUUCAGAACAGAUAAGACAACCUGGGAGCCCACCAUCCCUGGAACAACUCUGACUGUCACAGGUCUGCAGGUGAAGGUGACUCCUCCCACUGUGACAGAGGGACAGAAGGUGACACUGACCUGUAGCACCACCUGUACUCUGGGUGACAACCCCACCUACAUCUGGUACAAGAAUGGACAUGUAACCAACCAAUCUACCAGUCUGUUCCUAAACCCAGUCAGCAGUGAGGAUGCAGGCAGAUACUCCUGUUCUGUAGAAGGACAUGAGGAUCUCCCCUCUGCUGAAGAGACUCUCACUGUCAGAUACGGCCCAAAGAACACCUCAGUGUCAGUCAGUCCCUCUGGUGAAGUAGUGGAGGGCAGUUCAGUGACUCUGACCUGCAGCAGUGAUGCCAACCCACCUGUGGACAAAUACACCUGGUACAAGAAGAACGUAGCCUCACCAAAAGCAUCAGGACAGAGUUACAGCAUCACCAACAUCAUCUCUGAGGACAGAGGGGAAUAUUACUGUGAGGCCCAGAAUGGAAAAGGAUCUAUGAACUCUACAGCUCUGAUGAUUAUUGUAGCAGGGAAACCAACCUCCUUUAUGACUGCAGCUGUAGGAAUCAUAGUGGUUGUUCUGGUUCUCAUCCUCUGUCUCUCUGGCUUCAUGUGGUUCAGGAAGAAGGCCUCCAAAUCCACCUCUGACACAAGAGACACAUCAGAGAAUGUACAGGGAGACUCUAGUCCAGUGUAUGACAACAUCUCAAGCAUGGCCAUGACCUCUACUGCAGCACAGACAGCUGACACAGACAACCAGGAUUAUGUUCACUAUGCCAGCAUCCACUUCUCUGGCUCCAAAAACCAGGAAGUGCCUCUAUACUCCACCGUCCAGCUGCCUCAGCCCCAGAUUCAGGACGAGGAUGUCCAGUAUGCUGCUGUGAAAUUCAGCCGCCCCAGUGCUGCCACCCGGUGAAUGUUUUCUGCCAUUACAACAGAGUCAAUACUAGAACACUGAACUCACAGACAUCA
This is a messenger RNA of Oncorhynchus mykiss (rainbow trout), 3279 nucleotides long. NCBI's taxonomy places the organism in Eukaryota, Metazoa, Chordata, Actinopteri, Salmoniformes, Salmonidae. The record is from RefSeq and is a predicted model, not a curated record.